Messenger RNA from Fukomys damarensis (Damara mole-rat), 2279 nucleotides. It is a transcript of the gene Garin4, whose product is annotated as family with sequence similarity 71 member A. Gene Ontology annotation, cellular component: nucleus. The transcript has a single exon. Bases 410 to 2185 code for a protein of 591 amino acids. NCBI's taxonomy places the organism in Eukaryota, Metazoa, Chordata, Mammalia, Rodentia, Bathyergidae. The record is from RefSeq and is a predicted model, not a curated record.
GGUCCUGUCCUUGUGGGCAUGGAAACAAAGGGCUGUGUGACAGGGACAGGUCACAAAGGCAGGGGAGGAUAAAUACAGCUGUGCAGCCCUGGAGCCCAAGAGAGUGGACCCGGCUCCCACUCGGACUGCAGUCUGUAGCCUCCUGGAGAGAGAAAAGAUAUCACGGCGGAGGUGAGGGGCGCAGACCCCGAAGAAAAGCUCCCUGGAGCCCCGUGUCUCUGAAGAGAGGUCCAGAUGCGAGCCGGUGGCCCUGGUCAAUGCUCCCUGCUCCCGCGUUGGCCAGGCCUCCGGAGGCUCUGAGGCUGGGAGGGGCCAGCUGCAGCCAGGGACCCAGGACCACCAGCGCCCCCUCACCCUCCCAGGACACCGAGGCAGAGGGCCCCGGCCGGCGGCCCUGUCGUGACAGAAGAUGGUCACGAACAGUGAGUCUCUGAGGCUACCCUACUACACCGCCAAGAGCGGCUCUGCGGCCGGCAUGUUCAACACCAGCAUGGGGAAGCUGCAGCGGCAGCUGCACAAGGGCGAGUACGACAUGUUCAAGUACGCCCCGAUCUUCGAGAGCGACUUCAUCCAGAUCACCAAGCGCGGGGAGGUCAUCGACGUGCACAACAGCGUGCGCAUGGUGACCGUGGGCGUGGCCCGCACCAGCCCCAUCCUCCUGAUCCCCGACGUCAUGCUCCUGGCCCGGCCGGCCGCCAACUGGGAAGAGCUCCAGGGCCACGGCCAGGCCUCCAAGAGGAAGAAGCUCAGGGCGGGGAAGCCCCUGGAGCUCACCAGGCUCCUCCCCUUGAAGUUUGUAAAGAUCUCGGUUCACGACCAUGAGAAACAGCAACUUCGCUUGAAGUUCGCCACGGGCCGCUCCUGCUACCUGCAGCUGUGUCCCCCCCACGAUGCGGGCGAAGACCUCUUCACCUACUGGGAAAAACUGAUUUACCUCCUGCGGCCGCCCGUGGACAGCAACAGCAGCACCUACGCCACUCCGGCCGAGGACAUGCUGUGUAUGCCUGCGCUGGCCGAGGAGGACAGGGCCAGCCUGGCCUCCCCGGACGCCCAAGGCAAAGGCGAGCAGGACCAGGUCAGCAUCCGGAGUCUCCACCUGGUCCCCGAGGUGACCCGGGCCUCCUCUGCCUCUUAUGCUGGUGGGGAGGAGAUCCAGUCCUGCUCUCACAGAUCCACCGCCACUCCUACUAAAGCUUCCACCCCAAAAACAAAAUCCACGGAGUCUCCCAAAGUGUUAGCACCGGGGCCAAAAGGAGAGGCAGCGGCAGCUGGGGCGGCGGUGGCUGCAGGGACGGCGUCAGGCACCUUGAGCGUGGCAGCAGCCAAGUCAGGCUCUGGCCAGGUGAGCACAGCCCUGGCGGGGGCCGCCUCCCUUGGGGUAGGAGGAGGCAGAAGCCCCGUGGUGGGCACCGGCAAGACAUCCCCAGAGAGCAUGAGUGUCGCCUUGGCCGGGGCUGUGGGCCUGUUCUCGGAGCCCGUGUCCCGUGCAGGAAGCUGCUUCUCCCCAGAGGACAGCAUGAGCGCUGCAUUUGCAGGAGGAGAAGCCACCAGCAAGGACACUGGGGAAGCGGCCAAUGCCCUGGCCGUGAGAGUGAUGGCGAGUGCAGGCCCCGGGGGUGCGGAGGCUGGACAGCAGGGCGCCCCCCAGGCCAGCAAGGCCACCCGCAAGGAACACAGGGAAAGGAAGGAGAGGAGAGAGAAGGACAAACCCGUAAGUAGGAGUUCCUAUCACCACAGGACACAGGAAGAUCGCCACAAGACAGAGGGGGACAAGAUGGCCCGGAAGUCAUCCAGCCGGUCCUUAUCUGGCCACAGGACACACAGAGUUAAUAAAAAGGAAAAAGGCAGCCAUCACAGUGCCCGGAGCAGCAGGGACGGCCGCACCCCCCUUGGGAAGGAGUCCAGGACCUCGCACAAAUCUGGGAGGAGCUUAUCCACCAAGAGCUCGGUGUCCACGCCCAAGAGAAUCGGCAGGUUCAGCUCCUUCCUGAGGAACAUCAGGGCCAACCUUGUCACAAAGGGGGCAGCCUCACUGCGCGGUGGCGACACGGACAUCGUGUCCAAGAGGGUGGAGAAGACCGACAUGGAGGCCGUCAUGGAGACAGCAGAGCACGGCCAGGGAGUGGAGGUCAUUCAUUGUGUGACAUCUGAGAUCAUUAAGACAGUGACCACAGAAGCCAGUUAAAUAGCACCCAGAGUCAGAAGCCAUGGAGGGCCCCAGGAGCACCCCGAGAGAGCCUAUUCUAUUUCUUACUGCAGGUGAAAUAAAGAACCCUUCA